CACUUUCUCUCUCUACAAACCCCCCACUUUCUCUCUCCUCUCAAAUUCAGCCACAAAAUCCGGCCACAAAAAGCCAUUCCCUGGCCUUCUUCCAUCACCACAGUAUAACCAGUUUCUCUCUCUCUCUCCAUCUUCAACCACCAUUAAAAAAAAUGGAGUAAGUACUGAAAACUAAAACCCUAGAGAGAGAAAGUAAAAAAAAAGUGUUUGAAUUAACCAAUUUCCGUUUCAAUUGAAGAGAGAGGAGAGAUGAUCUCGUUAACAGACCUGUACCACGUGCUCACCGCCGUGGUCCCACUCUACGUUGCCAUGAUACUCGCGUACGGCUCCGUCAAGUGGUGGAAGAUCUUCACCCCCGACCAGUGCUCCGGCAUCAACAGAUUCGUCGCGUUGUUCGCCGUCCCGCUCCUCUCGUUCCACUUCAUCUCCUCCAACAACCCCUACGCCAUGAACUACCGCUUCAUCGCCGCCGACACGCUCCAGAAACUCAUCGUCCUCGCCGUGCUCGCCGUCUGGUCGAGAACCAGCGCCAGGGGCUCCCUCGAGUGGUCGAUCACCCUCUUCUCUCUCUCCACGCUCCCCAACACACUCGUGAUGGGGAUCCCACUCCUGAAAGGGAUGUACGGCGAGAACUCCGGCACGCUGAUGGUGCAGAUCGUCGUGCUGCAGUGCAUCAUCUGGUACACGCUGAUGCUGUUUUUAUUCGAGUACAGAGGCGCGCGUAUGCUCAUCGCCGAGCAGUUCCCCGACACCGCCGCGUCCAUCAUCUCCUUCCGAGUCGACUCGGACAUACUAUCGCUCGACGGGAAGGAGCCUCUCCAGACGGAGGCCGAAGUCGGCGACGACGGGAAACUACACGUCACCGUGAGGAAAUCCACAAGCUCGAGAUCGGAGAUCUUCUCCAGAAGGUCCCACGGCCCCAACUCCGGCGUCUCGUUGACCCCGCGCCCCUCCAACUUAACCAACGCCGAGAUUUACUCGCUCCAGUCAUCGAGGAACCCAACUCCACGUGGCUCCAGCUUCAACCACACCGAUUUCUAUUCAAUGGUGAACGGGAAAAACGCGAGUAAUACUAAUAUCAGCCCGCGGCAAUCGAACUACGGCAACUUCGACGAGGAGAACGGCGGCUAUGGAAAUCAGCCGAGGCAGGGGAAUAUCAAUACGGCGUACCCUGCACCUGCUAGCGCCGGAAUAUUCUCUCCGGUGGCGGGGCCCGCCGCCGCCGCGGCGGCGAAGAAGAAACCUAAUGGGAAUGAAGGUGGCGGGAAAGAUCUUCACAUGUUUGUUUGGAGCUCGAGUGCUUCGCCGGUUUCUGAAGGUGGGAUUCAUGUUUUCCGGGGAGGUGAUUAUGGUAAUGAACUCAACGUUGGAGCUCACCCCAAAGAUUACGAUGAUUUCGGGCCGGAUCGAAACGGGCCGGUUCUGUCUAAGCUCGGUUCCAGCUCCACCGCGGAGCUCCACCCCAAGAACGGGGGUUUAGAUGCUAAAUCCACUGCCAUGCCGCCAGCGAGUGUGAUGACGAGGCUGAUUCUGAUCAUGGUGUGGCGGAAACUGAUCAGAAAUCCCAACACUUACUCGAGCCUCGUCGGCCUCACUUGGUCUUUGGUCUCAUACAAGUGGCAUGUGGAGAUGCCUGCGAUUAUAGCGAAAUCGAUAUCGAUUCUGUCCGAUGCUGGUCUUGGAAUGGCAAUGUUCAGCCUCGGGCUGUUUAUGGCAUUGCAGCCAAGAAUUAUUGCGUGUGGAAAAUCGGUAGCUGCAUUCUCGAUGGCUGUUCGUUUUUUAACGGGGCCCGCAGUUAUGGCUGCUGCUUCGAUUGCUGUUGGUCUUCGAGGGGUCCUUCUGCAUAUCGCAAUUGUUCAGGCAGCGCUCCCGCAAGGUAUCGUACCGUUCGUCUUCGCAAAGGAAUACAAUGUUCAUCCCGAUAUACUUAGUACCGGGGUUAUUUUUGGAAUGCUAGUGGCACUGCCAAUCACUUUAGUCUACUACAUCUUGCUGGGACUUUGAAGAUGGGAAUUAAUUAAUUAUCACCAAAGAAAAAAAAAUUAAUGUGUUUUUAUUUAUUUUAUUUUAUUUUAUUUUGCUAUGGUAAAUUGUUUUUUGGGGGGUUUCUAACAGAUAGAAAAAUCUAGCAGCAGAAAUUGCAAUCUUAAAAAAAUCAAAGAGAUUAUUGCAGGGGUAGGUAGUAUUUAAUUAAGUGGUAGUUGUAAUAGGAGAUAAUUAUUUUAAUUUUGUGCUUUACUGCUUCUUUUGUGAAGUUACUAUUCUGCCCCCCCUCUUUCUCUCUUAUUACUUUUGUUAGUUUUCA
This is a messenger RNA of Erythranthe guttata (spotted monkey flower), 2305 nucleotides long. Its product is annotated as putative auxin efflux carrier component 1b. The record is from RefSeq and is a predicted model, not a curated record. Lineage: Eukaryota; Viridiplantae; Streptophyta; Magnoliopsida; Lamiales; Phrymaceae. Gene Ontology annotation, molecular function: auxin efflux transmembrane transporter activity. Gene Ontology annotation, cellular component: plasma membrane; endoplasmic reticulum. Gene Ontology annotation, biological process: auxin export across the plasma membrane; auxin polar transport.